Molecule: messenger RNA, 669 nt
Organism: Alternaria postmessia
Lineage: Eukaryota; Fungi; Ascomycota; Dothideomycetes; Pleosporales; Pleosporaceae
Exons: 2
Coding region: 1-669 (222 amino acids)
Biological process (GO): transcription initiation at RNA polymerase II promoter
Cellular component (GO): nucleus; SAGA complex; transcription factor TFIID complex
Molecular function (GO): promoter-specific chromatin binding; RNA polymerase II general transcription initiation factor activity
Source: RefSeq, a predicted model, not a curated record
AUGUCUGAAGAAAACUCGCAGCCCCCAGACACCAACAUGGAGGUCAACGACGAACUCGACCACGCGGUGGAUGACGAGAUCAAGCAAGACGCGACACAACUGGAAGCCGACGCCAUGAACCUCGACGGCGCAAACGAUGCCGAACCCGCGACAGUCAACGGUGUAACAGACUCGGCCGCCGCGUUUGAAGCGCGCAUACCAGCGAAGAAGGAUGCGACGUUGCGCGAGUUCCUUGGCAAGAUGGAUGAUUAUGCGCCUAUCAUACCCGAUGCAGUGACCAACUACUACCUGACCCGCGCCGGUCUGCCACCGCCACCCCAGACAUCACAACAUCUUGCACGUCUACUCGCUCUGGCGACACAGAAAUUCAUCGCCGACAUUGCGGCCGACGCCUACCAAUUCUCUCGCAUCAGGUCGUCCAACACCACGAGUAACAACCCCAUGGGUGGCGCAGGAGGAGCCCCGGCAGCAGCUGCACCUGGUGGUGCGCCUGGUGGAAAGGACAGCGGCUCAAAGACCAAGGACUACAACCUUGGCAUCCAGCGACCAGGAUAUGGUGGUGGAGGUCAAGGUGGCAGUCAAGGCCGAACCGUGCUCACUAUGGAGGAUCUGGGCAUGGCAGUAGGCGAAUACGGAGUCAACAUCAAACGUGGCGAGUUCUACCGUUAA